This is a messenger RNA of Magnusiomyces paraingens, 2781 nucleotides long. RefSeq lists its product as uncharacterized. Lineage: Eukaryota; Fungi; Ascomycota; Dipodascomycetes; Dipodascales; Dipodascaceae. Bases 1 to 2781 code for a protein of 926 amino acids. The transcript has 2 exons. Gene Ontology annotation, biological process: N-terminal peptidyl-methionine acetylation. Gene Ontology annotation, cellular component: NatC complex. The record is from RefSeq and is a predicted model, not a curated record.
AUGGAAGAGUUGUUCAAGGACGUGGCCAAGUGGCCUGAAAUCACUCAAGAGUUUACAGAAGCUGCCAAGUCACUGGAAGUUGGUGAGUUGGUCACAACUCCUGGCUUUAACCUUUUUUCAGGCGUCCAAUCUCUAGAAAUGACCCAUGAUCGCAUGGAUACUGGCCGAUUCUAUACUCCUCUUGCAGAUGAAGUUUCUAAGAUGCCACCAAUUUCCAGCGCAAGCGACUUGAACGAGGUUAUCGACUUGUACGUGGCUAGAGAGGCUGCAUGGCACACUGGAAGCCACCCGAUCCAAACCUUUUUAAGCUGUCUUUAUGUUGAAGAUAUGCUUACCUCUAUUUGUUGCAUGUCGCGAGAUCCCCAAGGCUCACUCUUUGCUGCUGCUCUGAAACAAGAACUUCUUUCUCGUGCCAUCACUGCCUCAACGACAACCAAUACUACUACCCCUAGCACAUUGUUACCCGAAGAAAAACAAACCAAUGUUUUACCAAAGAUAGUCGCACCCAUCUCCCAGUUUGUCAACACACCAGAACGUAUUCCUAAUUACAAGAACGAGCUUGAAUCGUUUUUUGGAACUGCUUCUACAUACUAUCUUUUAGCUCUUGCAUAUUUCCUGGGUGCCAUCAAAACUGCAGACUUGUGUUUGGACCAGUAUUCGCGAGCAGCUACAUUUGUUUACGGAGAAGAAGACAUUGGACUCACCAUUUUUGAUUUAACCCUGUUUCAUAAUACCGAACCCGCCGAGGUCAUGGGUGUGCUUGCAGCUGCACAAACUCUUUUGGCAAACGAACAGAAAAUUGCUUUGGAAAAGGAAGAAUUUGAACUUAUUAACAGUGACGUUACUCCUGUAAAAAAACAAGCUCCUAAACCCAAAUCUAAGGGUAAAGGUGGUAAGGGUAGCAAGGGAAAUAAGCAGCAGCAGCAGCCGCAACAACAAUCCCAGACCAAGUCAACCAAGAUUAAUUUCUCGACAACUUCUACAGACAUUAAAAACACAUCUUCCCGGUUUACUCUUUGUGCAACCUUUUUGCAGAUUCUCACGUAUCUCCCCCAACUUGAAUCUGAAGCUACAUUCACGCAGGGUCUCUCUACGGUUGACGAAAUAUUGUUGAGCUUGCCGUCCAGCAAAAAGAAGAGCAAGUUUGAAAAGAUUUUUUCCAAGGGUAUGCAAAGCCGAUGCAACAACUUUAACCCUGUGCGUGAGCUCAGCUCUCUUUCUGUACAGGACGGAUAUACAACUUUUAAAUCGAUUUUAAAAACCAUCAGCUCAUUUCGGCCACUUCUUGAUAUGGCACGAGGGGCCCCGAAUGCCGCCCCGAAAACAUCGGGAAGCUUGCGUUCGUUUUUUGUGGCAUUUGGAAGCAGCAAGCCGACAUUGCCAAUUUCAAGCGGUGUAGAUGCCGGGAAACCAACACAGUCGUUGCCAAUUGCCCGUGCUGCACUACACAACUUGACUCUGGAUCUGGACAAGAGCGAGAUUCUUGGAGAGCCCGUGCUGGAAUGGGUACUGAGAGACAUGAAGGAAAUUAGCUGUGCACCUUACAUGCGUGUUUUACUUAACAAUAGCAUAAUGCGCAGCAGUGAUAGCCCAAUUGAGAUUGGCGGUCUAGAUGCACUGGACGAACUGCGCCCAAAUAUUGACUUGUUUUUGGAAAAUGCACAGUACUGCUAUGUGCAAUUGCUAUAUGCAUUUGUGUGCAACCGUGCUAGACAACGACAGAUGUUGUCACACGCCAUCAUUCUGUGGGACUCAUUGGAGGUUGCUGGACAAGAGUUGGAGAAUGCAGUGACACCUAUGCUUGUUGAUAUUGGAGAACCUUUGGAGCAGUACACUGUGCAAAAUGGUGAAACAAAUGAAUCGGGCAUGUCUACCCAGCGGGCGUUCCCGUUAAUUUUUUGGGCCGGCAUUCGGCGGAUGCUGAUUAUAGAGUGGGUAAUUUUGAUGGGCUUUGAACUUGAUAUUUAUCGACCAUGGGAGUACGCAUUUAUGUACGACUACGCAGAAGAGGUGACUCUGGCUUUGCUUGGGUACUUGAAUGAAUCCGUUUCCUACGUUUCAGAUGCCAAAGAGUUCCGUAAAUUGGCAGUACUGGGAUCUCAAAACUCAAGAAAGCCGUUGUACAAGGGUGACCCUGCGUCGUUCUACGCGGACGCAGAUGGAGCAUUGGCAUAUAUUCAAGGGCUAAUUUAUGAACAAGAGAUUAUCAAAGAGCUAUGCGCGUCACAACGGCGGCUGGUGGAAGCUGGCGUGCUUUUGGGGUACGUACCAUUACCUGUGAGCUCCAAGUUUACGACACUACAGCUACAAUAUGGGCUGCGGAUGAAGCCAUUUUCGUCGAUUGGGUAUCCUGCACCACCAGACCUUGAUUUCAGUCGAGCAGCGACCGAGCCAUUCCGGGCGGCUCCUGAUGAGCAAAUUCCAGGAAAGGACAUGCCAGCAACACCAACGAGGGUUAACAAGCGGCUAAUGUAUGCGAAGCUUAAGGGCUCGCAAUUGCAGCGGACGCUGGGAGAAAUGUUGCGGCCAUUGUUGCAGCAACAGCAGCAACAGCAGCACAAACACUCGUCAUCGUCGUCGCAAUCUGGACUGGCAUCUUCAGCAGUUGCAGACCUAAGCAACCUGCGCAAUUCGGCAGGCAAGAUAGCUGCUGGAGCUGAGCAAUUGGAAAAGCAUUUGAAGAGUUCUGGAGGGUUUUCUGGGCGCAAGAAGUACAAUGUGAGUGUGAGCUUUGAAGAUUGCAAUCCAUGGUUCCCUGGGCUUGUAUUUGAACGGGUGUAA